GCCAUGUUUGCUUGACGGGUGGCUGAUUUUCUUUCAUGCUCUUUCUUUGUUUUUUAUUUUCUGCCCUGGACUGGAGAUCCGGUUCAUCGCGCCGACGUUUGGCUCGGAAGUGUCGCAGAUUUAUCGCUGCUGACAUCUGUCCCCAGCAGGGUUACUUCAACACCUCGAUGCGACUGUCUUGGCAAUGAAGCUAAAAUACUAUGGCCAAUUUCAUCGAUCCAACAUCGUGCCGGCGUCAACAGCGCGAAAAGACACGCAGGAAGUUUAUCAUAGUACGGCGAGAUCAAGUGAUUGUCUGAUCACUCACAGGACCAUUCGGCGGAAACUCUCAAAUGAAACAACAGAACUUGGCCGACCAUGAAGUAUUGCGCAAUCGUUAUCAAACACCAGGCAUCUUUGCAGCCGGCCGAGAAGAGCGGAUCUCUUGGAUUGUUUGACCGUCAGACUGUUCAAUGGAACAGUCGUUGGAGGCUCACUCAUGCCCAUGCAGCGCAUUUCGGCCAGAGUCCACAUCCCACACCGCGUCGCCGAAUCUCUCUCUUGGAAUAUUUUCAUAUUGGGAGUUUGUCCGGCUGGGCGCUCCAUGAUCCAUCAAUCAUCAGUCCGGGAGGCCAACCAAACAAGCCAACAACAUGCAAGACCAACACUCAUCCCGAACCUACAGUCUUACAUCGAUAAUGAGCGCGGGCUGAAGAGUCGUACCCGACGUGGGGCCAUCCCGUUGAGCGAGCUUUGAGAUGAAGGGGUGCAGCGAAUACGCAGCUUGGCAACGCAACGUCCAGGGCCCCCGACGGUGCCCACAUCACGCGCAAAAAAUUGUGCCAAUUGUGGUCUUGAGCUCCUCAAAUUCCCUUUCGACCAUGCCAACUCCAACGGUCAUCCAGCGUCGAGCAUAUCCCGCCCGGGCUUGGCCCUAGCAGAAAGAUCAAAGGUCAUCUCAAUUAUCCCAAUGCCCAAGAAAGCCAAUACUUGUUGGCCUUUAUUCGCGGCGACGGACCCAUAAGUUUAAACUGAUAGAGAAGGUGAACGCCCUGCAACUCCCGGGGCCGCUUAGGACUGCGGACGGGUCUGCUCUUACGAAUUCAAGCUAGUCUCUACGGAUACUCAGAUACUAGCACGACUAGCAACGGAGCGGCGUAGCACUUUAGAAGCGAAGCAGGCCCGCCGUCUUUCAAUCUUCUUAAGACGUGCCAAGACGUUGCCAAGACGCGUACGUGGAGAGCCUCAACCGUCGUUCUCGUCACUCACUGGAUCCGGACCUUAUUUCUCCAUCCUCCGUCCAACAUCCCAUCCACUUCUUCGCCAGAACGGGCCAAGCAGGCGGAGAUGAACCGUAGAGGGGGUGGGAUGCGACGAUACUUGGCUCAUAAACAAGCUGCCACUAUGCUGACGACGACCUCGAGAUAGCCGCUGGCGUAUCUGCCAUUGCAGAGUACUGGGCAGGGCAUAGAAGCACAUCAUAUUCCUCUUCGACAACGGUGGACUUGUCCGACAUGGUGCGGGCGGUGCGGGAUGAGAAACAAGAUGACCAUGAUGGAUCUCUAGUUCCUGGAUACUUUCUGCUCUCCCCUUGGCUUCCACUUGGCAAUCCUCUGCCUUUCUUUCCAACCCCUGAUUCCCUGAUCUCCCGGCCUUAAGCCCAGUGCUGUUCAUUGCUCCAAUCUGCAAACCCCUCGUCCUCGCAGUCGCCAUGCUCUACUUGGCUAUCCCCAUCUGAUCAUUCUGGUGAUGAUCAAUAAGCGCAACCCCCCCACUGUCGUCCCUAAUCACCCCGACUCAUCCAACUCAUCCCAGAACCCCGUCGAUGGAUCCUUCGUUGCACGGUUGCACCGUUUCCCCCCCGUCGGGUGCUCUCCAGCAAACAUGGAGGCGCAGACGAACCGGCUUGUAUCCGAUCUUGGAUUAAAAAGAGCUCCCUUCCCCCCAGCCUUAGCCGUCUUUUGAGGAAGCUUGGCGACUCAGAUCUGGCUCCUUCAUCCGCUUGCUUCUCAAUCUCCUGUCGUGAUUUCCGAAUCUCGACAUAGUCACUCUUUUGAACCCCCCAAAGCAAAGCAAAACCCCUCAUAUCAAAGCCCAUAAUGAAGUCCGUCCUCUUCUUCGCGACCGCCGCGGCGGCCGCCGGUCCUUACCUCGCCUGGACCGCCGACUCGUUCACCAAGCACGAGAUCGACAACAAGAAGCCGUACCACUACACCAAGGCCGUCCUCUAUGACGGCUUCGAGGCCGCCAUCGAGCUCACCAAGGACGAUGCCCUCGUCGACUGGUACCGCAGCCGUAUCGAUGACCUCGUCGUCCAGUCCAACGGCAGCAUCCUGAACUGGAAGCCCACCACCUACUCCCUGGACGAGUACCGUAUCGGCAACAACAUCCUCUGGUGGUACGAGCGCACCGGCGAGGAGAAGUACAAGACCGCCGCCAGAACCAUCCGCGACCAGCUUGUCGAGCGCCACCCCCGUACCGACGAGGGCGGCUUCUUCCACCGCAGCCCCGACUACGACUACCAGAUGUGGCUCGACGGCAUCUUCAUGGCCGACACCUUCUACGCAAAGUGGACUUCCCUCUUCGACAAGGACAACACCACCGCCUGGAACGACAUUGUCAACCAGUUCGAGGUCAUUGACAAGCACACCCGCAACUACACCACCGGUCUCCUGUACCACGGCUUCGACGAGAAGAUGGAGGCCGUCUGGGCCAACCAGAUCACCGGCGCCUCCCCGCUCACCUGGUCCCGUGCCGUCGGCUGGUACGCCGUCGCCCUCCUCGAGGUCCUUGAGCUCCUCCCCCGCGGCCACCCCGGCGUCACCACCCUCUCCCGCUUCUUCGUCACCCUCGCCGAGGGCCUGAAGAACGCCCAGGACAGCACCACCGGCGGCUGGUGGCUCAUCAUGGACAGCCCCUACGUCGGCCGCCCCAAGAACUACAUCGAGUCCUCCGCCUCUGCUCUCUUCGUCUUCUCCUGGCUCAAGGGUAUCCGCCUCGGCCUCCUCCCCGAGCGCCGCUUCUUCCCCGCCGCCGCCAAGGGCUACCAGGAGCUCACCACCUUUGUCGUCGAGAACGCCAACGGCACCGUCAACUGGAACGGCACCGUCGAGGUCGGCUCCCUCAAGAGCAACGCCAGCUUCGAGUACUACACCUCCGUCCCCAUCGCCAUGAACGACUACAAGGGUGUCGGCCCCUGGAUGUUCGCCUCCUACGAGUGGGAGACCUUCAACCAGACCUCCGCCGGUGGUGGCAGCCGUCCCCGCGGCCCCGGUCGUGGUGGCCCUCGUGGCCCCCGCGGUCCCCGCACCUUCAACCGCCGCUACCACUUUUAUGAGAGUAUAGAUGGAAGUGUCUAG
Molecule: messenger RNA, 3338 nt
Organism: Colletotrichum scovillei
Lineage: Eukaryota; Fungi; Ascomycota; Sordariomycetes; Glomerellales; Glomerellaceae
Product: glycosyl hydrolase family 88
Exons: 1
Coding region: 2079-3338 (419 amino acids)
Biological process (GO): carbohydrate metabolic process
Source: RefSeq, a predicted model, not a curated record